CAGUUUAUUCAUGGUAUGAUUUACCUUCUCCCGAUAUAUAUUACACUAAACCGUUAGAUGAGUGACAUAUUUUUUAUAUAUACACUUUAUGAAUUCCAAAAUUAUAUCUUAAAUUUUAAAAUUAUUUUAUGUGUAACUCAUCCAACACUCAGAUGUAAUGCCGAAAGUAGCGAUCCAAGAAGUAUAUAAGAUAUAUUCAAUCUUUAAUUCUGACUGAAUGGUCUUUUUGCAGCAUGCAAAAAAGUUUAAUUACUUUAGAAGGGCUUGAUCAUGCUUAAAUUCAAUAGAACAAAAAGUCAAAAUCUUGCACAUUAUGAUACAUAUAAAAGAAUCGCACACUCAAAUCUUCCAAGAUCUCAGCAAUAAUGACUUCUAAUUCCCUGUUGACUAGAAAAGGAAAUCAAGAAGAUGGCUUUCCUAGAAAAAUCAAAAGCCAACGAUACUAUACAGGAAAAAAAUAUUGCUAUGAAUUAGGAAGAUGCUUCUCAAACCUUGUCCCUUUCUCUCUCUAUAUAUGCUCAGGAAUUGUUAACCAACCGCCAUAUUUGUGUAUUGUUUCAAUUCAAUGGCUGCAUGUCAAGGAAAUUCGCCACAAGAAACCAAGAAAAGGGGAAGGGCGGUCCUGGAUGGCGACAAAGAGGCUCGGAAACAGAAUUUCAUCAGGAAAAUCCUUGACGAUGACAAGGCAACAAAGACAGCAAGCUUCUACAAGCGAAAGCCUACUCUAAAAAAGAAAGCGCAAGAGCUCCAUACAUUAUGUGAUGUCCCAGUCUGCGUCGUCUGUUUCGGGCCUAAUGGAAGCGUUGAUGUGUGGCCAGAGGAGGAACAGUGCGCGAAAGAGUUGAUGAUGUCCUACAAAAGAUCGGACAAGAAAGAGAGGAAAGAAUCCAACGUCCUGGAACUUAUGCAGUGCAAGAAAAAGAAGCUUGAGAAGAAGAAACAAGAAGUAAAAAUUAAUGCACUAGUUUCAACCUUGUCUAAAUGCCUUGAUGGGUUAUCAGGAAUUCCGUUGAUUGAUAGAGUGAAUGAGCUACAGGAUAAACUCAAGAUUUUCAAGGAAAGAAUUGAGUUGCUAAGUAUGGAAAAGAAGAAAAAAAGAAUUGAAACUCCUGAUGAAGAAAUUAGCCCCAUAGUCUCUAUAUUAAGCUCACCUAAAAAUCAGGAAUUUGACAAUAUCUUGCUUUGGCCUACAAGUACUAGUUGUAGCAAUUUGGCAAGACCAGAAGGUUUUGAUAUGGCAGGAACAAACAAUCAUUCUGUGGUCGAAGAUGAAGUUAAUAGCAAUGUCCUACUUAAUAAUAGCAAUGUUCUUUAUGGGUUUCAACAGAUAGAUCCAACUGUUCUUGAUAUGUCUCCAGGAAACUUGGACAUGUUAGAGAAUAGUGACAAUUAUUUUGUGCCAUUUGAUCAUCAGCAUCAAAUAUCAUAUAUUCAUGAUGCUAUGCCAAUCUCAGUAUGGGAACCUCCUCAACCAUUGGUUCAUACUGUUAGAAGUAGUGGGUCUAGUAAUGUAGAUUCUAGAAAUUAUUUCCCAGCUGCAGGCUCUACAGUUAGAUAGCACAGUCUCGAGAAAUUGAUCAUGUGAUCUUUAUUAUUAUUAUUAGUAUUUUCUUAUUAGGUAUUAAGUAUUA
Ricinus communis (castor bean) is the source of this 1631-nucleotide messenger RNA. Its product is annotated as agamous-like MADS-box protein AGL53. The transcript has a single exon. Gene Ontology annotation, biological process: positive regulation of transcription by RNA polymerase II. Gene Ontology annotation, molecular function: DNA-binding transcription factor activity, RNA polymerase II-specific; cis-regulatory region sequence-specific DNA binding; protein dimerization activity. Bases 566 to 1558 code for a protein of 330 amino acids. The record is from RefSeq and is a predicted model, not a curated record. NCBI's taxonomy places the organism in Eukaryota, Viridiplantae, Streptophyta, Magnoliopsida, Malpighiales, Euphorbiaceae.